This is a messenger RNA of Leptinotarsa decemlineata (Colorado potato beetle), 666 nucleotides long. It is a transcript of the gene Lamtor2, whose product is annotated as Late endosomal/lysosomal adaptor, MAPK and MTOR activator 2. The record is from RefSeq and is a predicted model, not a curated record. Gene Ontology annotation, molecular function: molecular adaptor activity; guanyl-nucleotide exchange factor activity. Lineage: Eukaryota; Metazoa; Arthropoda; Insecta; Coleoptera; Chrysomelidae. Gene Ontology annotation, biological process: positive regulation of TOR signaling.
UAUAAUUUUUUUCCUAACGUUAAGAUUUGGUUCAGAGUCCUCAAUUUGUUAAAUUAAGAUCUAAACUUUCAAACUGGCAUAUCAUUAUCAGUGAAGAAAAUAUUUAAGAAAAGUUGGACAUCAUCUUCAUGAAAAUGCAAGAACCGGUAGCAUCCAUCAUGCUGAAGCCUAAAGCACUAACGCAGGUUCUAAGCCAGGCAAAUACUGGUGGUGUGGAAACAACUUUACUGCUCAAUACAGAAGGAUCUCUGUUGGCUUAUAGCGGAUACGGAGACAAGGAUGCAAGAGUAACAGCAGCUAUAGCAAGUAAUAUUUGGGGUGCUUAUGAAAAAAAUGGCCGCAAUGCUUUUCGAGAAGAUCACCCCCAAAUUAUCCUGAUGGAGUGCCUGGAAGGACGCAUUGCCAUAACACAAGUUGCAAAUGUUUUACUCUGUUUGUAUGCUAGAAAUGCUACUGGUUUUGGAAUGCUUAAACGGAAAGCAAGUGCAUUGGCUUUGUAUUUGGAAGGUCCUUUAAAACAGGUGGCUUCUUCAGAUAGAUGAGAUAUAUCCAUAUCGAUUGUGAAGUUGAACAAUAGUGCUUAAGUUCAAUCUUCUUUUAGGUACAAAGGUGAUAUUUCUUUAUUAUGGAUAUUUGUGUGAUAAAAUUCAAAUAUUUAUUACUGAA